AUGGAAAGUUGGCAGGAAAAUGGAAAGUUUGCCAAUAGUCUAGCGCAGUUGUGCUGUGAGCAUUUCAAGAAAUUAAGCAAAAAGGGGAAGCCUCAAUCAAAAAACGAAUGGACACUUCUGGCCGCCAUUGUACAAGUGCAGCAACAAGGUAAACCCUGAUUGGUGAUUAUAUUCUACUUUCUUUGAAAAUAAAUAGCUCUGAUGUUAGUUUGCCCCCUGAGCAUUCUUACCGCCCUGGCGCUAGGCUCCGUAAUAGGUGAAAAAGGCAAAACCGUGGUGAAACAGUUAGAAAAAAGGAAAAAAAUGGUUGAGAGAACCGAACCCCCACUGCGGGAGCCUGGCCCAAGGCUAUACUAGGUGGUAAGACCUAAUUUUUCAUGAUCAUGAUUGUUAUUAUUAUAAUUAAAAAAAAUAUCAUUACUAUAAUCAGAUUUCAAUGAAUGCUCUAUGGAUGUGAUUGCCAUGGGGACUGGUUCCAAAUGCAUUGGGAGAAGCAAAAUGAGUUAUCAAGGUAAAAAGAAUAAUAAUACACUUAUCAGCAGUAAUCCCAGAGAACUUUUGGGCGUUUGCAUGACAACGUUUACAAAUCCCACUUCCCCUGCCCCACUCCCACCUACCCCAGGAUGGCCCCUGAUUUAAGGGCAGAAACAUGCAGUGUUUGAUUGGCAAUGAGUUUAUGAUGUGCAGAAGAAAUAUGAAAGUUAUUUUAACUACUUCCCACCAUGAUUCUCCCUCUGAGAAGGGUGCUUGAGAUUUUCUGAUUGAGGGGUGUGUUAUAAGGGGUUGGGUGGAUAGUCAGGUCUCUUAGUGCAAAAUAUAGGCCGGAUCGUUACAGACGUGACAAAAGUGUCAAAUUUGGCACAGAGCUUCCUUAGCACCUGCCGAUUAAUACUGGAGGGGGUGCCCGUUACAAAUGGUCCUAACUACAGAUAAAAGGGGGGGGUUAACUUUCACCUAUAAUAGCAGAUUGGGUUCCCUGUGGUGAGUACUCUUCUUGUUUGAUUUGGCUAAAAAGCAUUUGUUUCAAAUUUUUAAGUUUUUAGCGGAGCUCUCGUGCGCGAAGCACCAUGGGUAAGAAAAUGUGGUGAACUACCCAUCCAAGAAAAUUUGGUAAUCACGUGACUGUACACCGAGCGAGCGAGCGAGCGACCGUCCGUCCGCACCACAGGAAUACCAAUGUAAAAUAACUCAAUCAACAGGUAUGGCAACCCCAAUACGACUCAAGGUUUUAUUUAGAAGAAAAAACAACAACAAAGUCGUGUCUUUUUCGGCGUUAUUUUUUAUGUUUACAUUAACGUGGACAACAGAGAAAGAGCUAGAGCGAGUUAUUGAAAACAAAGGAGACGAAUUUCUUAGGAAGAAAAACAUGGAAAUUCAAAGCGGCGGUGAGAAAAUGAGAAAUGCUAGCGACCAGCAAGGUGAAAAUGAGCGGCAAUGAAAAUUAAAAGCGAACAUGAACACAGGAGACAAAAUAUUGGGUAAGCACAUACGACAAUUCCUCCAUGAAAACAAUGUGUAACUAGGAAGUUUGACGUUUUAGCCGUACAAAACAGCGUUGUAGUCGUGCAAAACAACAACAAGGGAAAGACAAAAAAGCGUGCUGCACGUGCAAAUUUUUUUUUGCUAAUUACAUCUAUUAGUCUUGAAGCCAUAUUCAUUGUCGUCCGCGUUUAGCAUGACACGAUUUAAUUUUUUUUGUUUACACAUAUUAUUAACCAGAGCUUCGCUUUUAGCCCUGGCUAAUUCUAUAUAUUAAUUAGGUAAUGUUUAGUUGUUGUUAUACUAUUCAAAAUAGUUUUACAGGUACAUAAUACUGACUAGUGCCCAGUCUCCACACGGUAAGUGUGGCCAUGUUCACUCUGCGGCUAUCAGUGUCACUGCUAAGACUUGCCAGUGAUAAUAUCAUUACAUAUCAAUUUAAACAGAUCACAAAGCCACCUUUCAAAGAUGUCAUACAAUAACAUAAAACCCAAAUGUAUCACAUCCUAAACGACAGAAUCGUUAAGUUUUGAUAUGCCACAUGAAUGACUUCAUGAACCGUGACUGACAAAGCGCCCACUUUGUAAUUGUGCAGCUAAGAUCAGAUUAUAAUUUGCUUCAUUGGUAACCCUGUCCUUGGGAUCGAGAUAAUGAUUAAAACAUGUCAACCUCGUCCUCAGGGGGAAAAGGAGGAGCAGGGGUGGCACAGUUGGUCAGUGUGCAACCUUCGGUGCGCGAGGUCCCGAGUUCGAUCCCCGGUGUCAACACAUCCUUAUUUCAACUUCUCUCCUUUCUGUGUAGCUUUGACUAGCUUUAAAUACCCUUAAAACAGAGCAUUAAUGGAGAGAGGGGGUAAAAGGAGCACACCGUCCACCUCAAGUUUAUCAGUUAUUAUUACUUUCACGAGUUACUGCCCUAAAACAUGGUUGCUUUCCCUUUUUCUACCUUUUUAUUAAGCUCUGGGGACGAGGUUGUAAAACAUGCCUCUCCAGGAAUCUUUAACACUCUUUAUUUUCCACACAUUUGCAUUUAAAAAGGAGCGUAUGAGGUCCCUGCAUGCCUAAACACCUGUAAGGAGCUCAUUCACUUCAGAGACCUUGCACCAGAGUGUUAAUGAUAGGUCUAUACGAUAUUUCAAAAAAAAAGGAUGGUCGUCGCGUGCGUUACAAUUUACAAACAAACUAACUUCAGAAGAGCUGAAAGUUGCAGGAACAAGGCCUCUUUUAGCCAACCAACGAUACAUCAUUUAUGAAAAUGAAUGUAAUUUGUUUGAUGCAAUUAGGCGAAUAACCGGUGGUUACGAAAUCUUACAAUCAUGAAUUCCUCAAGAGCAAUUCAGUUACCAACGUUUCACUUAAUAAUGCUGUGGAAAAUUACAGAAAAUACCAAAACAGCAAGGGUCAACCAUAAUUAUAGCCUGGCCCCUUGUAAUAAUGGAGUGGUUAUGAUAAAGAAGCCCAUCAACUCCAACUUUGACAACUCAAACAAAUUAAUGACAGAUUGCAUACCGCAAAACUUUGCAUUCACUUAUGCCUAUGUUGCCACACCAGGAGCCUAGAAAUGGGCUCCUGGUAACACCUUGUUUUUAUUGCUGAAUAUCAUUCUAAAUAGCUUUACGAAAUAUUUUGUUAAUAGGGGUCCUUUGAACAUGAUUGAAAUUCAGAGAUGGUGACAAAAACGAACACAAACAAAGUCAAAAAACGAGACGCAUGAAACAAUCGCGAUCUAAUAUUCGUGUUACACCGAUAUAAUUGUUCCUUUGGCUACUAUGCUGACAUUUUUGAGGAUAUAAGUAGUAUCGCAGCUAGUCCCGGGUUAGGUAUACCGUUUAUUACCAGUUUCACGGUUCCUGAAACUUGGGGCCUGUUAACAUAAAGGUGGGGGACCCCAGGUAGGUGAGGUAACCUGCUUAGGUGGGGUAAAAAAAAAUACGUAACCCUCCUUUACAUGCAAUCUUACAACCCCGCCAUCCUGGGGUGCACUUUCUCGAGAUUAUUGAAUGGUAGCUAAGCACGUAAACAAGAAAAAUGCUGGCAAACCACAUCUACGCUCACUCGCUGCUCUUGCUGCAACCUUCAGUGUUGUGGCUUUCUAUUGUUACCUUUAAUAAUAUUAUGUGCAGCCACCCAGCGCCAAAGUGAAUUUCGCGUGAGUUUGAUGUAUUACGAAUCCGACCCCGACUAGCCUGGUUACCUCACCUUGAAACGUUGACAUGGCAAAAUUUGACCUCAGCUGAGAGGGUUACCUGGUGUGGCAGACUGGGCUACCCACCUUGAAGGGUCACCCCACCUAUCAUGUAAACGUGAUCAAAUUAAAAUUAGAGAUUAUAUGGACAGGCGGGUUACCCCACCUAAGUGCAUGGGUUACCAUUCCUACCUGGGGUCCCCUUCCUCCAUGUAAACAGGCCCUAAAAGUUAGCCCGGCCCCCUUUCUACAGUUUCAGAACGGUUUGAGUCAAUCUUGUGCCACUUGAGCCUCACAAUUUACGACUUGAUAAGCUGUUAUUAUUUUUGGACAUGAGCUGAGUGCUUCAGUGCCAAAUGUAGAGGCUUCAUGAUAAACUGUGUUGUUUUUUGAAGCUUGGGCUAACUUGUUUCUUUUUUUCAUUUAAGAGACCAGAUUUUUUUUUGUUUGUUUUUGCUUUGUAAAGCUUAGACAAACUGUGGGAAUUGUAAAUGAUAUGACUUGUGCCACGGUGCUUGCUUCUCUGUCAAAACAUGCAUGCGCGUCCAGCAGAUAAAGAGAGACUGAAAGGCAUCCAGGCCUAUGUUAAGCUGAAAAAUUAAUAACCUCCUUAGGAAAGAACUAUUUUGGGCUCUGUCAUUUCGUUAUUUGCUCUUCAUCAAUAGCUGUCAUAAAUCCCUGAUAAUAUGUGAUACAACAGACUGUUUGACAAAUUCUGUUUUCUGAAAUUUUGUGUGUGAAUCGCUAUACCGUACGCUUUCUUUAGCAUAAAGUGACAUGUAAUGACAAGUAAUACUUGAUAAAUAAGGCUUAAGCCACACAAUAAGGCCUCCUGUAAUUGAAAUACAUUAGGAAAGGAGAAGAGAACCCCAAAAGCUGAGUACUUGCAAGUUGUGAAGCAAAGAGGAGGCCAUCUUAGAAAUGACUUAUGAAAAUGUGGGCGGACUGUGGACUUGCUUUAAGGGCACAGUAAUAAUCAACUUAAUUAUACAAUCAAUAAUUUAAAAAAAGCUAAUAAUGGAUGGGAAUGCCAGAUGUUCGAGUGAAAUUGUUGUUUACAACAUGAGAAGAGCAUUCUAAGGGAUUUAAGGUAUUACAUAACAAUUUUCAAUCAAAGCACCACAGGGGCCCCAGCAGGUGAAAUUUACAAUAAUUAAAUCCUGUUUAGCACGCUUCAGCGACAUAUUUGCAUUGGGCACCCCCUCUAAUAUUCAUGGUACUGCAAUAAGCUAUCGCUGUGCAAAGUUUGGUGCUCUUGUCAACUCUGUAACGAUCCUGACCUUAAGAGACCUGACUAGGAGGGGAGGGGGGGGGGAGUGGGGUUUGAGAUUGGUCAGUAAACAUUUAGGAGAGAAAAACUAGCUUAUUUCUAAGGGGAAAAUGUGUGCCUUGCACUUGCAUGAGAAGCAAAGGAAAGGAACUUGACAAUCCAAAGUCAUUUAUUGCUUUUUGUUUUCUUUUAUUAACUGCUGCAUUAUUAAUUUCUAUUUCCUACUAGGAACGAUUUUAAAUGAUAGCCAUGCAGAGGUGAUUGCUAGGAGAGGUUUUCUUAGGUAAAUAAUUAUUUAAAUCAUAUUGUUAAAGUACUAAACAUUGCUCUUGAAAGUCAUAUAAAUUUCAAGACAACUGUCCCACAAUCCACUCUAGAGAGCCCACACCAUUUGAGGGGGUGAAGGAUUGGCUGUGGACAAUUUCCAACAAGUUACUUUAUUUUUUGAAUGCAAGCUGGCCAUCGAAAUGAAACCUCUGUUUACAGUAAUGCAGGACUAAAGAUUGAAUUAUGUUUAAAGCUUGAUAAAUUUUUUAAUAGAAUGUUGCAAAUUUGCCACUUUACAAAAACAAGGAAACAAAAAAUCACCAUCUUAUUUCUGUCAUUUACCACAUUGUUUAACUUUGGUUUUAGGAGCUAUCCAAAUGUUGACUGUACAGUACUUUUUAACUGGGCAUUUUACAGUCUCUUCUCUCAAGUUUUGUCAGCUGUUUAAUAGACUUGAAAGGUAUACAGAAUGGCUUAUAACCCCAUACUUGUGCUCUCGUCCCAAAGGUAUCUUUAUCAGCAGUUGCAAUAUGCAUACAAUUUACAGAAGAGUAUUUUUGAAUAUCAAGAAGACAGCAACCUGUGCAAGUUAAAAGAUGGAGUGUCAUUUCACCUCUUUACUUCUCAUACACCUUGUGAGUUUUACUAUUAACAUUCUGUUUUAAGUUGAGGAGGGGAUUCAGCAUGAACAAAACAAAGUUGAAUUCCUCAAUGAACAAUUUCCUGUCCAAAAGCUUUCCUCAGUCCGCAAAAAGAAAACUGGACAUUCUUUAGAACUUUCCAUUUCCAUUUUGUGUCUUUUAAUGGUGUAUUUUUAGCAUUGAAAUGUGAAACUUUGAUCUUGAAAACCACCGCAUGGUGUGAAAGAUAGCGUGACAGCUUUAGCUCCAUGUUUUAUACUCUCAUAAAGCACAAUUUUUCAACCAAUCAGAGUGUGUGUUACAUCUCAACUUUGGUAUAAUAUUUUCUAUCCUGAAUAGCUGGCGGUAUUGUGUAGUAGUUGAGUGAGAUUUAGCAGUGAAGCCGUCACGAGCGGCGUAUUAAAAGCUCCACUCCCAUUUUUAGAUCACGGCUCUGCCACCAAAACUUUAAUCCCGCGCAGUGACAAUACUGCCAGCUAUGGGGGCUAAAUGUUUUCUUAAUAUUAUUUUCUUUAAAUCUUGAGAACCGGUAUAAGUGCCUGUUGAAUGUAAGUACAUGUACGUUUGUUUUUAGGUGGUGAUGCAUCUAUAUUUCCCAAAGGAGAUGAUGAUGACACUUUGAUAGUUAAUCCACCAAAGAAUCAAAAACUUGGAAAUUCAAAGAAACAUUGUCAUGAUGGUCAUGAAACUAUUGAACAUCCAGCUAUAAAGAAAAUUUGUUUGCAAGAGGAUGCAAUUUAUGACAGUUUAUUGCAGGAGCCAUUAGAAAGGACAGACAAGUUAUGUAUUGGGGCAACAACGGAUGUGCAGAAUGUUUCAAAAGAAGCUAAUUUACUGACCAAGUUCUCAGAUCAUGCAAGACAAUCAGACUGCAUUCAUGUAGAAAGUACCAACAAAAAUGUCAAUAGAAGUCAGCACAGAGAAAAUGGAAUAAAACUACUAGAUACUACUGAGUCAAAGAAUAUUGGAAGGUUUCUUCAAAAUAAUGAAAAUAAGUGUGAAAACGAUAGAUUGUGCAAUGAUUUGUACAGAACUGGUGCAAAAUGUGCACCAGGCGGAAAACAGGAUCCCCUAAAACCUGGCCUUGGAUACCACACUAUUGGUGUUUUGCGUACUAAACCAGGUCGUGGUGAUCCAACAUUAUCAAUGUCAUGCAGUGACAAAAUAAUGAAGUGGAACAUUCUUGGUUGCCAAGGGGCUCUCUUGUCACAUUUUAUGAUGUGUCCAAUAUACCUCUCAUCAGUUGUGCUUGGCAGGUGCCCAUGUGAUGUGUUGGCUUUAAGGCGUGGCAUCUACGAACGUGCCCUAACCAUGGCAUUGGAUUUGCCAGCAAAUUUCAUUGUCAGCCAGCCCAACAUUUGGCUUACUGAUGUGUUAUUUGAGCACAGCAAAGGAAAAGCAUUGGAGACAAGCUUUGUGGAAGAUAAUAGUGAGCCUUUUACACAAUCACCUUCAGCAACAUGUAUGUAUGUCUGAAAUGCAAAGAAAUGAAAGUGUUCACAUGUGUAGAUUAUACUUAGUCACUGGGUAAGUGUAUGCAAGCUGUGACAAGCCUGAAAGAAAAAAGCCACGAAAAUGAAAUAAGUGAAUUGACCAAAAGCUUAACCUUUAACCUCCUUUCAGGGGACACUUUAACACUCAAAAAGUGACUGGCCACAAACAUUAUUGAGAAGUCAUAAUUUAAGUGUACACUAGUCACAAUGGCAACAGCUUUCAAAACAUGAAUCGACAUACUGCACUUGUGGGAAUUGAACACACAACGUCAAAGAGAUUAAUCAUGAGUUUUUAUACGUUAUCCACCCCCUUGAAAUAAUGCCUUCAGGAGCAGAUUCCGAGGAAGAAUAAAAGAAAAAUACUUUAUUUGUUGGUUAAUUAUUAACAAACUCCAGCCCAACCAUCAUUCAAGGGUCACUUGCCUUGGUACCAGGGGUGUCCCUUGAAUGGAGGGCCAUCAAAAUCCUGCAACCACUGUUUAAUUUAAUUUUUCUUAUAUCAGGCUUAUUAGUUAUGGAAAGUUUACAAUUAAUGUUGCAUUUAAGAAAAAAAGUACCUCUCUCAAAAAGAAAAGUGAUAGUAUUACUUCACUUAGAUAUAAAUAGUUUUCAAAUAUCCCUCAUUAGAGCAAUUUUUUCAUUUAUAGCUGUUAUUUGGAUCAAAGAUCCUUUAUUGCAUGAAGUUUCUGUUGCCGGCCUGAGACAGGGAGUUACCAAGAAGAACCUUUCUUCAUCAAAAGCUAGGUACAUGGUAUUUCCUUUCUAUUAUAUUGUUGUUAUUAUUAUUUACUGCAACCAAAAAAAUAUUGGUAAGCAAUUCUGAAUUUGCUGAAAUCCCUGAAAGCAUCAAGCAUUUUCCUGCCAUUCCUCCAGAGGUUUAUGUGGGAUCAUGCUGUGAGAAAUUUUAGUUCUCAGGACCUUUUCAGGUAUUGAAGAUGACUUGAUGUAAACCUUCCAUCCUAGCAAGGAUUUCAGAUUAGUGGUACAAUUGCAAAGAUCAUGUUGUUUGGAGACAAUAUCACCAAAAUGGAGUAAAGGACCCAGGGUGGGGGUGGCCUAUAAAGGGAGGCUCCCCCCAAAAGGGGUAUAGGGAUUUCACUAGUUCAAGUAUAAAGGGAUAGCAAAAUCUGUAAAAAGACCUAAAAGGGCUAAUAAAAGAAUUUAUGGCUAUUCAAAAGUUGAGAAAAUUUCCCGCUAUUGUGAUUUUUUCAUAUUUUAAAGACAAUGCAUUUACAGCAGUGAAAAGGAUGCAAUGUAUUAAAUUAGGUAUGUGAAAGGGGUGCAAUUUGUUGUUGGAAGGCAUAUAAAAAGGGCACGUUUUUGCCAAAAAUGGUAUGUAAAUAAAAAGGGUAUGGGGUUGGACCUCAGGUUGGAGCCUUCCCAAGUUGGGCUUGAAUUCUCAUUUCCUUUAAUAAUAAAUUAUUUUGAAAUCCAACUCAUAAGUGUGCCAGUGAAAGGAGUUACAUUUUGUUUAAAUGUUUUUUCAGGGUAUGCAUUAGCAAGGCAAGUUUAUUUGAGACAUUUAAAGUACUUGUCAGCCACAUUCCAUGUGAAAAGCUUCCGCCUACAUUAAGGUACCUACUAGUCAGAAAACAU
Molecule: messenger RNA, 8930 nt
Organism: Porites lobata
Lineage: Eukaryota; Metazoa; Cnidaria; Anthozoa; Scleractinia; Poritidae
Source: the annotation of a GenBank genome assembly